CUGAUGGACACGUGUCGCCGUCCCGUGAAUCUUGCCCACGUGAAAGAACACGUGUACGUCGUCGCUACAAAUAGCUUUUGGCCGCCGCGAAAACAAGAGUGAGAAGAGGACAGAUUUCUCUCGCCCGCCACCCGCGCAACAGAUUUUGUACAUGCCCUUUUUGUUCUGUCGAUCGGCUUCCCUCCAAAUCCAAUUUGCCAUCGAUCCAUCGCAUCACAAUUCGCAAGCGAGAUGCCGCCACACGACCGUAAGGCGCCGCCGGCUCGCCGGAUGCUGGCGCUGCCGGCGGUGUGCCCGUGCGAGGCCAUCUCCCCAGGGACGCUGCUGACGUCGCUCCUCGCCCUCGCGGCCGACGUCGCCAGCCGUGACGCCGGGGCGUUCCCCGUGCUCCGGCGAGGGGCCGGCGAGGCCCUGCGCAUCACGCGCGUCCUCCUCGCCUUCCUCGAGGAGCUCCGCGAGGCGUCGGCCGCCGUGACGCUCCCCGGCGCCGCGGUGCUCGGCCUCUCCGAGCUGCACGUGGCGAUGCAGAAGCUUCGGCUCCUGCUCGCGGACUGCGCCAGGCGAGGUGCGAGGCUGUGGGUGCUGAUGAACGCCGACCUGGUCGCCUCCGAGCUCCGGUUCGUCCUCGGCUCCGUCGCCACGGCGAUGGACGUGCUGCCGGCGGACGUGGUCGGGUCGUCCGCCGAGGCCGGGGAGCUCGCGAGGCUUGUAUCCGACCAGGCGUGGCGCGCGGCGGUGGGGCCCGACGCGGACGACGGCCGCGCGGCGUGGAGCGUGCGCUCCAUGCUCGCCAAGUUCAGGACCAGCGCCGCGCCGCACGCCGAUGACGCGAAGAUGGUGCUCGGCCGCGUCGGCAUCACGACCUGGUGGGACUGCGCCGAGGAGGUGGCUUUCCUGGAGGCCGAGCUGCUGGAGCGCUUGGAGGACGGCCGAGAGAACGACAACGACCUCGUGCUCAUCAGCGGCCUCAUGGCGUUCCUGGUGUACUGUCGCGUCGUCUUGUUCGACCGGGUUGAUACCAAGAAAAAAGCUGACGCGACCGCGCCCGAGCCGACGCCGGCAGCGAGCUGCCCGCCGUGGUCGCCCAGCCAGGAGGCGCUGCUGUGCCCGAUCACGCUGGAGCUGAUGACCGACCCGGUGACCGUGGCCACGGGUCAGACAUACGACCGGACGUCCAUCAAACGGUGGGUCAAGAGCGGGUGCCGGACGUGCCCCGUCACCGGCGAGAGGCUCCGCAGCGCCCACUUCGUGCCGAACGUGGCGGUGCGCGGCAUCGUCCAGCAGCUGCUCCUCCGCAACGGGGUCUCGCUCCACGAGCAGCCGAGCAGCAAGCACCGGUCCGCGGUGGACAAGACCGCCGCGGCGUUCGGCCCGGCGGCGGCCGGAGGCGUGCGCGUCGCCGUGGCCUGCCUCAUCGCGAGGCUCUCCAGGGGCACGCCGGAGGAGCAGAAGAAGGCGGCGUACGAGGUCCGGAAGCUGGCGAAGCGCAACGUGUUCCACCGCGCGUGCCUCGUGGAGGCCGACGCCGUGCCGUGGCUGCUCCACCUGCUCUCCUCCGCGGACGCGUCCGUCCAGGACAACGCCGUGGCCAGCCUGCUCAACCUGUCCAAGCACGCGGCCGGGCGGCGCGCGCUCGUGGAGGCCGGCGGGCUCAGCCUCGUCGUCGACGCCGUCAACGUCGCGGCCAAGGUGGAGGCGCAGCAGAACGCGGCGGCCAUCCUCUUCUACCUCUCCUCCAACGCCGACUACUGCAAGGAGAUCGGCCGCAUCCCGGAGGCCAUCCCGACGCUCGUCCACCUCAUGAGGGAGGGCACCUACCGAGGCCGCAAGAACGCGCUGGUCAGCCUCUACGGGGUGCUCCAGGGCGCCGCCAGCAUCGCGAAGGCGGUGUCGGCUGGCGCAGUGGCCGUGCUCGCCAACCUCAUUUCCAGCGACCGCGAGGACAUCGUGAACGACUCCGUCGCGCUCCUCGCGAGGAUCGCCGAGCAGCCGGCCGGCGCCACGGCCAUCCUGGCCAGCUCGGAGCUCGUCACGAGCGUCGUCGACUCCCUCGGCGCGUCGUCGUCUCGGUCGGGUAAGGACCACUGCGUGUCGCUGCUGGCAUCCCUGUGCCGGCACGGAGGCGACAAGGUCGUCGCCCUGAUGGGCAAGAUGCCGGCGCUGAUGCCGGCGCUGUACGCGCUCAUGGCCGACGGCAGCCCUGUGGCGGGCAAGAGAGCGAGGUGGCUCAUCAACGAAAUCCACCGGGUCUACGAGCAUCGCCAACCGCCUCCGCCGGUCGCGCCGCCGGCUGGUGACCGUGUCAUUCGAGUAUAGGACAUGCCUUGUACAUUUAAAUCCUUCAGUUUGGGGUUUUUGGGAGGAAUUUUCGCGUUUCUAGCUCCGUCCCAGCUCGCUUUUUGAAGAGCAAGGACCAGCUAUCCAUACUACGAUGGUGAUAUGUGUAUAUGUAAGGUUGUGCAGAGGAAUGCAAGGUUGUACAGAGAGCGAUGUGCAGGAUGAUUUCUGUUCAA
Molecule: messenger RNA, 2513 nt
Organism: Lolium perenne
Lineage: Eukaryota; Viridiplantae; Streptophyta; Magnoliopsida; Poales; Poaceae
Product: U-box domain-containing protein 19-like
Biological process (GO): protein ubiquitination
Molecular function (GO): protein binding; ubiquitin-protein transferase activity
Source: RefSeq, a predicted model, not a curated record